Messenger RNA from Equus quagga, 1126 nucleotides. RefSeq names its product RAS like family 10 member A (gene RASL10A). The record is from RefSeq and is a predicted model, not a curated record. The coding region runs from base 488 to 1099 and encodes 203 amino acids. Gene Ontology annotation, molecular function: GTP binding; GTPase activity. NCBI's taxonomy places the organism in Eukaryota, Metazoa, Chordata, Mammalia, Perissodactyla, Equidae. The transcript is spliced from 3 exons.
GUUACCUCAUCGCUGCCUCCCGGAGGCUCCGCUCGCUCGCUCGCUCGCACCGCCGGCUGGGGCGGCGACUCCGGGCGCUGGAGCGAGAGAAGGACGGAGGGACGGAGGCACCGAGAGGCAGCGCUGCCCCGCGCCCCGCGCCGCUGUGGACCCGCGCGGCCGGGAGGUCGGACCUCGGUGCCUGCGCUGCCCGUGGCGCCUCCGGUCGCGCUGCGGGGCCGAGGCGGUGUCUGCGCGCCGCGCGCCGGCUCAUCUCUCCAGAGCUUCUGCACCCGCCGGAGCUGCUCGUGCGUCCGCCGUCGGCCUGCGCGGCUGUCUGUCCGGCCUCCCGCCGCCAGCUCCGUCCCCUGACCUGGCCUCGUCGGGCCCCGGGUGCGCCGGGGGGCGAUGAGGAGUGAGGCGGGGCUGGGGCGCACGGGGCAGGGCGCACGGCGCGGCGCCGGCCCAUGAGGCUUCCCAGCGCGGGGCGCGGCAGCGCGCGCGGGCCAUGGGGGGCAGCCUGCGGGUGGCCGUGCUGGGCGCCCCGGGUGUGGGCAAGACGGCCAUCAUCCGUCAGUUCCUGUUCGGAGACUACCCCGAGCGCCACCGGCCCACGGACGGGCCGCGCCUCUACCGGCCCGCGGUGCUGCUCGACGGCGCUGUCUACGACCUCAGCAUCCGGGACGGCGACGGCGCUGGCCCGGGUGUGAGCCCCGGGGGUCCAGAGGAGUGGCAGGAUCCUAAGGACUGGAGCUUGCAGGACACGGACGCCUUCGUGCUCGUCUACGACAUCUGCAGCCCGGACAGCUUCGACUACGUGAAGGCGCUGCGGCAGCGCAUCGCCGAGACCAGGCCGGCGGGCGCACCGGAGGCGCCCAUCUUCGUGGUAGGCAACAAGCGGGACCGGCAGCGGCUGCGCUUCGGGCCUCGGCGCGCGCUGGCCGCCCUGGUGCGCAGAGGCUGGCGCUGCGGCUACCUCGAGUGCUCCGCCAAGUACAACUGGCACGUGCUGCGUCUCUUCCGCGAGCUGCUGCGCUGCGCUCUGGUGCGCGCCCGCCCUGCGCACCCGGCCCUGCGCCUGCAGGGGGCGCUGCACCCGGCGCGCUGCAGCCUCAUGUGACCGAAUUGGACGCCGCCGCCAAUGGGG